CCUUGAUUUGCGGGCUGGGUGGGGGGCAGCCAUUGGCUUCGCGGCAGUCAUGCCACUCACUGUCAGUCUGAUCAGCGGGAAGUCGGUGCUGGAUCUGCAGCACUUCGAGGGCAACGGUGCGGAGCUCCGGGAGAAAGUGGGCCGCGAGCUGCGACUCACACCGCAGCGCUUGAGGCUAGUGACCCCAGAGAACACGGAGAUUGAAGACGAAGCGACGAUCUCGGAGGAACUGACGAGCCUCACCGCCAUGGUGGGCGAAGGCAAAGAGAUCACCGAUUGGUGUCGUGACGAAAUGGUGCAUUACUCCUUCCAAGAGCUUGAAGACGGCCUCAAUCUUCCAGCUGAUGCGAUUGAAACCAGUCCCAAGAUCAUUGGGAAAGUCAUGAUGCUGGGCAUCGCGAAGGUCAACUGCGAGGUGCGGAAAGAGUAUAACAACUUUCUCAAGGAGCACAAAAAGAUCCUGAAUGCGUGUACCUACUGGGACUGGGACUUAGAUCAAGACGAGUUGGAAGAGGAGGAAAUGCAGUUCCGUUACAACCGCGGCCGUUUGGCCCCGGGCACUGACGCUCUGGGCUUGGUGAAGCCAGAAUGGACUGCAGCCAAAGCGAAGUUGAAGACCAGCGAGGAAGCGGCUUAUGCCUUCGCAUAUUUGGACGAUCGCUUAAGGAAGUCCAAGAACAACUACUUCUACUGUCGCUGGCAGGAGCAUGAGGAGAAUGGCCAAAAGAAGCGACAUCGUGUUUAUGGCAUUCGUCAGGAAUACGCGGCAGUGGAGUUUGAGAAGGUCAUGGGUCGAUGGCUGGAAGUGGAAGGUCGUUUUGAUAAGUUGGCUGCCAAGAGUUUGACCUCCUUGUGGGAGACGCGCAUCACCACACUGAUCUCGGUGCGGCAACUCUUCAGCGUGGACUCAACGGUGGACAAGGUCAGGAGUUUCUGCAGCAUCCUUCACUUGGCGCUUGAAGAUCCAGAGAAUGCCCGCACCGCAUGGCUGAAGAAACACGUGGAGACGGCGAAAAACUCAUUGAAGGAGGCUUUCAGCAAGACAACCUUUAUCCUGAGAGAGGCAUCGGGCUGGCGACAUGCUGUUGAGGAGUUUAAGGACGCAGAGAAGGCCCUGGAAGGUGUAGCUGCUGCCUGGAUGAUGACGGCCAAAGCUUCUGACACCUUGCGAAAUGGCCUGCUAAAUGCCAUGAUUGAGCUCGCGGAUGAGCGACGCGAAGAGCCCAGGUCCAUCGGAGCCAAGCUGCUGAUGGCGUACUUCCCCGAGGAUCCCGCAACAAAGGAACGACUGGCUGAGUGCGCAAAGUACGAUUGGCCCCAUGCGGGACAGAAGCUUACUUCCUUUUUGGAGGAGAAACCAGCAAUGGAGGAAUGCUUGAAGCAUUACACUGGAAUGGAGCCACUUGCAACAGAUGACCUUCCAUCUCCGCGCACUCUUGCGGUGAAUAGUGUGCGCGGCAAGCCCAUUUCACUGCCGGCCAUUCACAAAUCCCCACGGCGGCGGAGGAUGAGAAACCGAGAGCAACACCGGGAGAUACAGCAUGUGCUCUAUGACGUUGGAAGUGAUGAGAGUGAUGAGGAUGAAGACGAAAUCGAGUCGGAAUGAUGAAGCGUUUUGUGUAGGAGAGCUUCACAGUACCGUCCUAGCCUAUGCAGGUUGAUGCUGAUUGACCUC
Molecule: messenger RNA, 1675 nt
Organism: Cladocopium goreaui
Lineage: Eukaryota; Dinophyceae; Suessiales; Symbiodiniaceae
Source: the annotation of a GenBank genome assembly